Molecule: messenger RNA, 4306 nt
Organism: Macrosteles quadrilineatus (aster leafhopper)
Lineage: Eukaryota; Metazoa; Arthropoda; Insecta; Hemiptera; Cicadellidae
Product: neuferricin-like
Exons: 4
Coding region: 281-1177 (298 amino acids)
Cellular component (GO): endomembrane system; membrane
Source: RefSeq, a predicted model, not a curated record
GUUUAUAAAAUUAAUAGCCUAUCUCAUUUAAAUUCAAUCAUAAUAGAGUUGUACAUUUUAAUGAUUUGAUAUUGCAUUUUGUUUGUAACAGUUUAUUGUUUCUUUCUUUCUAUUGUUGUUGCUUUUCUUGACAAAAAACAUUUAUUUUAUGUAGGCUAUACCGGUAACCAAUAUUAAGUUACCUAACUCAGAAUUAAUUAAAAUAUAGCCUACCUACUCUGGAGUACGCCCAAGUUAUUUAUUCACAUAUUUUAUUUGUUUGGAAUUAAUAAGCUUAGUUAUGAUUUUGAAAUAUACAUUGUUUACACUGACAGUUUCAGUAGUUCCACUCUUUAUUAUAUUAAAAGAUGCAAAAUCCUUCAAUUUUAUUCCUAAAGUAAUCCUGGACAGCGUAUCAGUAGUUAAUUCUGAAUCCUUUAACCAAUUAUUAGCAUCUGGUAUCUUCACAUACUUCACAGCCAUUGGUGUAAUAAAAUCAGAGGAAACUGAUAGUGCCUCUAACUCUUUGUUUACGGAAGAAGAAAUUAAACAGUUUAACGGAAUCAGUAAAGAUAAACGACUUUACCUCGCAAUAUUAGGCAACGUAUUCGACGUUUCAAAAGCUGCCAAAUAUUAUGGGCCUGGUGAGACGUACAAUGCAUUUACAGGUCGGGAUGGAAGUCGUGCCUUUGUCACAGGAGAUUUCACUGAGAGUGGUCUCACUGAUGAUGUUGAAGGAUUGACUUUACAAGAACUUCGCAGUUUAAAUGAUUGGGUGAAAUUUUAUUUCAAAGAAUAUACUUACAAAGGAAAGCUUGUUGGAAGGUAUUAUGACAAAACUGGGAAUCCGACAGGCUAUCUUCACAAACUACAGCUGAAACUAGAAGAAGCAGAUCGGGAUGAGAAAGAUAAGAAUAAAUACAAGCUGAUGUAUCCGCCUUGCAACGUAGAGUGGACUCCCGAGGAGGGCAGUCGAGUGUGGUGCUCUAAACGGAGUGGUGGAAUAGAGCGAGACUGGAUUGGUGUACCAAGAAAGUUUUAUGAACCUGGAGGCAGUUCUUAUCGAUGUGCUUGCGUUAACAAUGCUGAUCUUCCUCAAGUUAUAUCACCUGAAACAGGGAAAGUCAGAUCAAAGAACAUCGAAGAAUACGAGGACUGUCAUCCUAAAUCUAGCAGUUGUUUUGUGGAUGCAGACUAAUUUGUUUAGUUCUUACACAACUAGAUUGAAUAAUUCUUAGUUUUAUUAAUAGCUUUGUAAGCUUAAAGACCAUGCUGUAUCAACCCACGGAAAAAAGGGGAGAGUCGUGAACACGAUAACUUGUGUAAUGUUUGUCCGAUUUUGAUGAAAUUUGGUUUCAAGGUGUAAGGCGGGAUAAACUUGAAUGAGUUUGCGAACCAGCAUGAUCGGACCAUGGAAACGGAGUUUUACGGGGGGUUUUAUAGGGUAAAAAUUGGGUUUUCUCAUUUUUGACCAUAAAAAAAAGUUUUCAAAUUUCUCUCUUGACCAUUUUAAAGAGCUUAAAAAGACAAAUAAUUUAGUAUAUCAAAGUGUUUUUGUAUGGUUUUUGGUAACGGAUGAAAUUCCAAAAAUUGUUAAUUUGAAAUUCCCAUAUUAUUCUUAUGGAGAAUAUUGUAAAAUCUUGUAGUUUGCUUGUUUAUGGAUAUAUUUUGAUCAAACUUGGCAAAUUGAUUUAUUUUAUACUGUACUGAGCUAUUAAUAUUUUACUAAAAAACACAUUUUAUUAGUUUCCUUGUAGCAGCAAACCUAUUUACUCGUUAAAACAAAUGUUAUUUAAAUCCAUUUAAUUGAAAAUUAAUUCAGACAAAUGGAAAUUCAAAGUCUGCAGGUUUGCUGCGGCAAGGGUAUUUUACCUUUUUACGCUCCUUUCACACUAUACAUUUUUCGCAGUCCGGUUAAAAAUUGUAACGGGAAUUUUAUUAGUACUGUUAUGAAGAGCAUGAGAGCUUUCGCAGUACAUGGCUCUGCGAAGGCAGAGGACCAUGCUGGAAGUCUUGCAGCCGUCCAUUUCCACUGAACCGGAAGGUUGUCGCAAUGUGUCCAUGGAUGUAGUGGCAUGAGUGCCUUUACACUGUUCGGUGUUUUUAUUCGGGCAGGAGCCAGGCCCCACUAGAAAAACAUGCUGCAGUACGGGCAGCGCAACACUACGUCACAGUGGUGGAUAGUUGUACUAAACUCUUACCAUUAAAAUCUUAAAACAAACAGCUUGUUUAUUUACCUAAUAUAUAUGGGAAUGGCGAUGGCAAUGAAUUUAUCAAUGAAAUCUAUCCACUAGUGUGACGUCAUGGAUCCUGCAGCAUGGCCUGUUUUUUCUAGUGGGGCCUUGGCAGGAGCCUGCCAGCCCUUGUCAAUUGGCUUUGUUCAUGUUUUUGUGUGUUGUGUGUAUCAGUUCAUCAUUUUCACAUUUUGAUAUUAUUAGCUGUUUAAUAAUAACAGAUGCUUGUUAUUAACCUAAAUAAAUUCAAACCAGUGUAUAAAACUUCUUACAAAGAUAAGAUUUUAAAAAGAACAUCUGACGAGAUUUACUCAUUUUAAAACUGCCAAAUUCUUCUCUCUUAGAGUUUAUUGUAUGCACCCAUUAAAGAUGAUCCCUCACAUAGUUUUUACCAUGUCGAAGAAAUUGCCACAAUGCCAAAAGUUGUAAACUUGUAAACAUUGCUUUUGGCCAGGGCCGGAUUUCCCAAUAGGCCCGGUAGGCCCGGGCCUAUGGGCGCAAGGUCCCAGAGAGCGCACGGCUGAGAGGAUUUUUUUUAUAUAUCUAAAAAUAAAAAUAAAUAGUCUUAGUUGAUAAAAAAUAUGCUUAAUACAGAGUUGUGAUUCUGAAGUUCAUAAAAAGAAAUAAUCGUUAGGAAAUUUAAACUAUUUUUCAGAAUAACGCAUCAUUUCGUUACACAAUUGGUAACGAACCUUGGUUAAACGGGAGUAAGCUGCAGGGAUGUUGACGUUGACGAGCGCCCAAGGGGUACGCAUCGUAUUGCCACUGCACUGCCACUCGGUACUACCGAUUACAGUGAUUAGGGGCGCAUGCGUGCUAGACAUUGUUAACACCCUCACCUCACAAAACAGUUAUUAACUAAUCUUUUGAUUAGUUUACAACAAUCUGCAGGAUCAAGUUAAAAUAUAUAAUAGCAAUAUUAAAUUUAAUAUAUUACGUUGUGAAUGUUAAAACAACGAUGAAUUUACCUUUAAAAUUUACAAAAAAAUAUUAAUCUCAGUUUGCAUUAGAUAUUAGAAAAAAUCAAUAUCCUCCAAAGCACCAUAAAUGCUGUAAUUUUCUCCUCAGACCUAAGGAUCGGUAUGGCUGGCCGGAAUAUUCUGUUUUGCUUUGGAAAUAUAACCUAGAUGCAGUACAACCAUAGAUUAAAUAUAACCAUUGACUAUUGGAUACAGAAGUCUAUAAUACUAUUGUAUUAAUAGUCAAAGAUAUAACACAAGUCGACUUAUUAUGGCAUUGUUAAUUCAAAUUUUGUUCAUGUCUAGUUAAUUUUGGUGACACUGGACGUCAGUUUUGACGAAUUUUUGUUUUUGUUAUUUUAAUGUUAGUUCUAUGAUGUGUGUUUUAAUUUCUUGUAAUAUAAACAGGAGACGACCUAUUCAUUGUUAAUGAUUAGAUUGUUUUAUUUUGGAUAAACUAGGUUCAAAUAAAAUACAUAAAACAUACUCCUUAAAUAACAAGAAUUGUUUUCAGCUAGGCUAAUCCAAAACGAUGACAAAUCAACUAAAGCAGUAUGUUUAAUCUAUGGUAUCACGUACUGUAUGGAGUUCAUGUUUUUGAGCCUGGAAUUGGAAUCAAUUCAAUGUUUUUUUUGCAGGAAUGCUCGGUGGGUUGAGUUUUUUGUUUCAGUCCCACGGCCACGAACGUGAGCAUUUAUUAAAGGCAUAAAAUUGCAAAAAGUGUUUAAAUCGGCAUUUUGUUAAGGCUGUAAAAAAAAAACUUGCAAUGAUUACGACGAGGAGUGGUAUUCAAGCAAUUAACUUAGGCCUAUGGGCAUGAUAUAGUUUUUAAUAAAGGUUUGAAGGAAAUUAACUGUGACCAGACUAGGGGGCGGAAAAUUAUUUGGGCCUAGGGGCGCAAAAAUGCUGAAUCCGGCCCUGCUUUUGGCGAACUGAAAUUCGCUUACACAUUUAUCUCGCCAUAACGGUCAAAAACCAUAGUGUGAUAGAAACAUAGACAUAGUAGAGGCUUCUCACUGGGCGGCAAACCGUAUAGUGUGUAAGGAGCGGAAUUGUAACAGCGUGUAACACUGUCAGAAAGGCACAAGGAGACCCUUUUCUGAUUUACAUACUACAGUCCAACCUCAGUAUAAC